GUUACUGUCAUCGUCAUCCCCUUCUGCUGAGUUACAUUUACUUAUACACACAAAAUUCGCCGAGCAAAAGUGUUUUUAAAACUAGAAAAAAAAUAAAUAAAUGUAUAUGGCGAGCAUAAUACUGAUAGCUUGCCUAGCUAUACUGGGCUUAAUCAUUGCGAUAGCCCUAUUUUUGGCCGGUGGAUAUCUGUGGUGGCGGCACAAAAGGUCACAGCUGCAAUUUAUUGAACCCAAUGAAGACGAGGAAUCGAGUAACUACAGCUUAAGAGCUGCCCAGGACAUUUUAGAAUCUGGGAAUCCGCCGAGUAAGCCGCAAGUGCCCGUUGCCCAAGCAAUUACCAAUCCUUUACAAAAUAACAUUAAUCGAAAAUUGAAUGGAUUUUUAAACCUGCGAACGCCUCUCAUUGGGUGGGUACAGAUUUAUAAAAAUAUACCCGACUCUGGUUAA
Molecule: messenger RNA, 448 nt
Organism: Drosophila navojoa
Lineage: Eukaryota; Metazoa; Arthropoda; Insecta; Diptera; Drosophilidae
Gene: Syt7
Product: Synaptotagmin 7
Biological process (GO): calcium ion-regulated exocytosis of neurotransmitter; vesicle fusion
Cellular component (GO): plasma membrane; axon; synapse
Molecular function (GO): phosphatidylserine binding; SNARE binding; calcium ion binding
Source: RefSeq, a predicted model, not a curated record